Molecule: messenger RNA, 1044 nt
Organism: Cylindrotheca closterium
Lineage: Eukaryota; Bacillariophyta; Bacillariophyceae; Bacillariales; Bacillariaceae
Source: the annotation of a GenBank genome assembly
AUGAUUGCUGUCGAUAUAUCAGAGCAAGGAGACAAGAAGCGAGAUUAUGGACAGACAUGUGAGGAGUGCAAAAUAAAGGAAGCAAUCUAUCAGUGUCCCAGAUGUAACAUUCGAACUUGCUCUUUGGAAUGCGUUCGCACACACAAGACCAAGACUGAUUGCAAUGGGAAGCGAAACCGAGAGGCAUUCUUGCCACUUUGCCGCAUGUCAGAUAGCAGCCUAAGAAGUGAUUACUUUUUCUUGGAGGAAGUGCUGGAUCGAAUGCCCCGGGAUGCCAAGCGAGCCAAAACACAACAUCAAACCAGUCGGAAAUCUCGUCGUCUGUUGCAACAAUGUGAAAAACGAGGCAUUAACCUAAAGAUUAUGCCGACAAUGAUGGACAGGCAUAAGAAAAAUGCUUCUUGGUACUGUGUCAAACGUGAUACUAUCAUGUGGAAAGUCGAAGUCAUCCUCCAUCGAUCAAGAAAGUCAUUCUCUUGUCAAUUGUCGGAGGAUGAAGCCGAAAUCAUAAGUCAUCUUCAGAAGCAUGCCCAGAAAACUGGAUUAUCGAUUGACGACAGCAUGCGGCUAUUUGUGAAGGAACUUCCAGCUCCGACAAACAAACAGAGAUAUGCCGAAAUCGAACCCAUUGACAAUCUGAGAUCAUUCCUUUCUGGCAUGACAAUCAUUGAACAUCCGACCAUUUAUUGUGUGGAUAAGGAUUUUGUCGCUGAAUUUCCAACAGUGAAUGACAAGAUAAAAGAAUUGCCAAGUGGAAGUAAUGACAAUACAGACACCAACGCUAAUAUCGUGGAUUCUGACACGAAGAUGAAUGUAUCAAUUGAACAUGUUGAACACGCGAAUGGAGACGGUGGCAUGAUUCAGGAAGAGCCAAAUGAAAAUAACACUACAGUAAUGAAAGCGGAAGCCUCUGAAUUCAUGACGGAAGUGUCAAGUAAGAGCCGCAAUACGAUGAUUGAAGACAGCCCUAAAGAAUCUGACACACUGGAACAAGGUAGUCCGACUGACAAUCGAGUGACGAUUGAUGCAAGCGUUGGGUGUUGA